Messenger RNA from Colletotrichum acutatum, 560 nucleotides. RefSeq lists its product as uncharacterized. The record is from RefSeq and is a predicted model, not a curated record. NCBI's taxonomy places the organism in Eukaryota, Fungi, Ascomycota, Sordariomycetes, Glomerellales, Glomerellaceae. The coding region runs from base 125 to 547 and encodes 140 amino acids. The transcript is spliced from 3 exons.
CAGCGGAGCGUCUGUAAUUCUAUCCUACCUUACCUUAUGGUAAGCUGAUCAGUAAAGUAUUUAACAGAAACCAUAAAUUUCUUGCAAGUCUUUUCAUACCUAUUCUCAUCAUCAGCUGCACAUCAUGAAGCUCACUGCUGUUCUUCUCUCCGCCAGCGCCCUGUUCCUGGGCUCGGCUAAUGCGUGGUGGUGUACCAACUAUGGAAAACAGGCUAAUCAUCUGAGCUGCAAAGCGCUUUACCCGGUAGGAUGGGCCCACUGCACAUUGUGUGACUGGAGAGGAGACUGCAUGUUAACGGAGGAUACCCCUUGCGGCGAAGGCGGUUUUGAGGGCUGCGUAAGUGAUUCCAACAUUCUCGGGAAUGAUAGAAGACGGACGCUAACAUUACGGCUCAGUGUUUGUAAAGAAUCAGCGUUGAUGAAUUUUUGGGAGAUAUUUGGUCAUUGUAUGCGUGAUUUUCAAGGUAGCUUUAGGGGCCUUAACUAUCGCACACCUCACUUCAAUGAUAAUUGGUUUAGGGUGAAGACAUUUAUCGGACUUGGGUAGCCUUUAGGGAAUC